AUCGAAUUUCAAUAGUUGAAAAAUCUAUUAAUCUCUAUCUCUCUCUCUCUCCAUAUCCUCUAUCAGCCUUCCCUUUUUUAUUUUCUUUCCAAACAUAGCCUCUUCAAUUUUUUCAAGAAGAAAAAGGCAAGAUCAACACCAAUUUAUUUGCAAAAGAAUAUAUACAUACACGCAUACAUAUAGCUUCUUUGGGUUUAUAUCAAACAAGGGAAGUUUUUAAUCUGCUCCAACACUAACCCAUGCUAGCCAACACCUCUUGUUCCUCAAUUCCCUCUUCAAAGCCAAUCCCAUGCUUUGAAAAUGGUGAUAAUAACAACAAUAAGAGAAAAAGAAGACCUGCAGGAACACCAGAUCCAGAUGCUGAAGUGGUUUCACUUUCACCGAAAACACUACUAGAAUCAGAUCGUUACGUUUGUGAGAUCUGUAACCAAGGGUUCCAACGAGAUCAAAACCUACAGAUGCACCGGCGACGACAUAAGGUUCCAUGGAAGUUGCUGAAAAGAGAAACACCGGCGGUGAAGAAAAGGGUGUUCGUUUGUCCCGAGCCGAGCUGUCUCCACCAUCAACCUUGCCAUGCUUUAGGCGAUCUGGUUGGGAUCAAGAAACACUUUAGGAGGAAACACAGUAACCAUAAACAAUGGGUGUGUGAGAAAUGUUCGAAGGGGUAUGCGGUUCAGUCUGAUUAUAAGGCUCAUCUUAAAACUUGUGGUACCCGUGGCCAUUCUUGUGACUGCGGCAGAGUUUUUUCAAGAGUUGAGAGUUUCAUAGAACAUCAAGAUGCAUGCCGCAUGGGGCAAUCACAGAAAGUGCAGCAGCCACCUAGCUUGUCUCCAACAGCUUCAACCCCAAGUACUCCAUCUAGUGAUACCAUGUUCUUCAGCCCUACAAAAGAUAAUCCCACCACCACAAACCGCGGCGACCACCACAAUUUGGAGCUUCAACUCUUAACCACAUCCUCAAACCCAACAGAGCCCUUUGUUCCCCAUAAAGAAAACCAUAACAACACUCAUUAUUCCACUCAAUUACACCUCUCGAUCGGCUCAUCCGACGAAAAAAUGGAAUCGACUGUAACGACUGAUACGAGCAAGGUAUCGGCGCUCGAGCAACUGAAGAUGGCGAUGGCGGAGCUAGCUUAUGCCGAAGAGGCGAGAAAACAAGCAAAGAGGCAAGUUGAAUUGGCCGAACAAGAGUUCGAUAGGGCGAAGAGGAUCAGACAACAAGCACGAGCUGAAUUUGAAAAGGCUCAAGCUUUAAAGGAUCGUGCGAACAAGCAAAUCGAGACCACCAUUGUUCAAAUAACUUGCCAUGCUUGUAAGCAGCAAGUUCAAGACAGAACACCUGUGGAAGAGAACUCCAUUGUUGUGAGUUACGUUUCAUCAGCUAUAUAACGAGUACCGGUUGAAAAAAAGAAGCGAUACAGCAACAUUUGGUGAUUGAAUUUGGUAAUUUUUCACUUUGGUCCUUGACUUUUUUAUUAGUUCAUAUUGGUCUUGAAAUUUGGCAACCUUUUUCAGUUUGAUCCUUUCUGUUAAGGCAUGGUGACAUGGUAUUAUGAGAUUGUUCCACAUCAUCACCUAAAAUUUUUUUAGUUUUUUAAAUUAAAUUUAUUUAUGAUUUUAUAGUAUUUUCAAUAUUUUUUUGUAAUUUUUAGAUUUUAUAUGAUAUUUUUAAAAAUUCAACUUAAAAACCCAAGUUCAGGAUCAAAUUGGAAAAAAAUUGUUAAUUUUCAGGAUUAAUGUGAACAAAAAAAUUGAAACUGAAUUUUAAAAAUUUGUUAAAUUCAAAGGCUAAAUAUUGCUUUAUCUCGUAUUUAAAGAUAUUUUAUAAAGGUUAAUUACUAACAGUAACAUAUAAACCAAUUAAUCACAUGCAUAUAUACAUAAACUUUCCUUUGAUCUAAGUGUACCUUAUACUCUUUGAGCUUUUGAAAUUUAGUUCUCUGGUUUAGUUCCAAGAAUUUAAACCCUUUACUUGUUUAAUUUAAAAUCCAAUAAUUUGAUUUUUAAAUCUCAUACGUAGAGGCACAAAUUCUUAAAAUUAAAAACAGAGAGAUUAAAUUUUAAAAGCUUGAAAUGUAGAGGGAUUGGAGUCAGAAUUAGACUCUUUCUUUAGCCUUGUAUGAUAUAUGCUGAUAUACCAAGUUGAAUGAAAGGAUUGUCGUAUGCUGCAAUUUGUGUGAUGUAAGUUGUUCAUUGAUUUGGUUAAAUGAAAGCUACAAAUUAUGGGGUGUUGUAGGAAAA
Molecule: messenger RNA, 2240 nt
Organism: Gossypium arboreum
Lineage: Eukaryota; Viridiplantae; Streptophyta; Magnoliopsida; Malvales; Malvaceae
Product: zinc finger protein SHOOT GRAVITROPISM 5-like
Exons: 3
Coding region: 240-1388 (382 amino acids)
Cellular component (GO): nucleus
Molecular function (GO): DNA-binding transcription factor activity
Source: RefSeq, a predicted model, not a curated record